AUGUCUAAUUAUCAAGAAAUUGUGAACUUAAACGUUGGAGGCACAAGAUUCUCAACAUCAUGGCACACCCUGACCUGGGUUCCGGAGACAUUCUUCACUGCCCUCCUCAGCGGCAGGAUCCCCACAGUGCGGGAUGAGACGGGAGCAAUAUUCAUAGACAGAGACCCCAACCUCUUUGGUCUCAUACUAAAUUUUUUAAGAACAAGAGACAUAGAUCUCAACGAUGUAAAUAUAAGGGCACUGAGACAUGAAUGUGACUAUUUUGGCAUCACUCCUUUGAGCAGAAGACUGGCUUUGUGCGAUGAGAUGAACCACUCAACUUGUGGAGAUGUACUCUUCUAUGGAUACCUGCCACCACCACUUAACACAGCUCUGCCGAAUGGCAACGGUGGACGAAACGGCAACAGUUGCUCACGGAAGAACUCGACAGCUUCAAGCACUGAGGUUGCAGUGAAUAGGACACACUCCAGAAACUCUUCGCUCGAUCUCCGUACCGUUGGCAGGAUACCCUCGCAAGAUCAAUUAAGUCGUUGUGGCAGAGGACAUUCAAGAGCAGCUUCACUCGGUAACGCGGACAGCCACAAGGGACAUCGACCGCCAGACAUGAGUUCCUGGGCAGACAGUAUGAAGGUACAAAUCAUCAAAGCACAUCACAACUGGGUUGCCGUUGCAUACACACACUUUGUGACUGGUUAUAGAUUAACAGACUCGUGUGGUUGGUACGUAGUCUUCCAAUCACCGGUCCAAGAUUCUGUGAUAGAACGAAUAGCGUUGAAUGCAAAAACCGGUGGCGGCGGGGGCACCUCUAGCGGGAACAACUCUACCGGAACUGACGUCAUGCUGGGCAUAGCUAGUGGGGCGCAUGUCCGACUGUGGGCAUUCUCCACACACAGUGAACCUGUUAGACGUACUUUGGUUGGUACUUUCAACCUAGGCGUUAGAGUAGAGCACCUGCUGUUCGUGGGCCCGCAGCUGGUGGCGCUGAGCGGCGCCGGCAGCCGCAGCAAGGCGGGCGUGUGGCACACCAGCACGCAGCACUGGCAGACGCAGGACGUCGCGCACCUCACCACCUACGACACCGCCGGCUCCUUCCUACUGCUCGGCACUGCCACUGGAGCUAUUAAUUAUAUUGACAUGCAAAAGUUCCCGCUACGUAUGAAAGACAACGAUCUCUUAGUGACGCAGCUCUAUAAAGAUCCAAAUCAAGAACCAAUCACAGCUAUAUCAGUUUAUCUCACACCUAAAACAAAUCUAUGUGGCAACUGGAUAGAGAUAGCUUACGGCACGCGUUGUGGCUCGGUGCGCGUCAUAGUACAACAUCCUGAGACGGUUGGCCAUGGACCGCAGCUGUUCCAGACCUUUACCGUGCACCAGAGUCCUAUCACUAAGGUAUCUCUAUCCGAGAACUACCUAGUAUCAGUAUGCAGCGAGUACAACCACGUGCGAACAUGGCGAGUCACUCGCUUCAGGGGGAUGAUCUCAACCCAACCGGGAACUACGCCCAAAGCUGCCUUCAAAGUACUGGCUCUGGAAGCUCCUACUGCACAGCCUCAUAAUGAUUGUGGCCCGUACGGUGAACAGGACGAAGAACAAAUAUUUAUUCAAAAGGUUGUUCCUGACACAGACACGUUAUACGUUCGACUAGCUUCGAAUGGUAAAAGGGUGUGUACAAUACGUUCAGUGGACGGGUCAGCGGUAUCUUGCUUCGUAGUAGCGGAGUGCGAGGGAGCGUUGAGGCCUCGUAGACUGUUGCUAUGUGGACAUAGGUCGGGGGCCACUCAGAUGUGGGACCUCACGGCACCCAUAGACAAGGCUGUUAAGCUGCAACCCGUGCCUGGGAGUGGAGCAACCGAUAACGAGGAAUCUCAAGCGCCUGACGGGGGUCCGACUCCAGACGAGUUAGUCCGUUUGUUGUCGGCAUGUGACUUGGACGCGACGCCAGUCCCAGUAGUCCCCCAGUCCCCCAACCGACCUAUACAGGCGCCAUGA
Messenger RNA from Spodoptera littoralis (African cotton leafworm), 1989 nucleotides. NCBI's taxonomy places the organism in Eukaryota, Metazoa, Arthropoda, Insecta, Lepidoptera, Noctuidae. The record is from the annotation of a GenBank genome assembly.